Molecule: messenger RNA, 208 nt
Organism: Dentiscutata erythropus
Lineage: Eukaryota; Fungi; Glomeromycota; Glomeromycetes; Diversisporales; Gigasporaceae
Source: the annotation of a GenBank genome assembly
AGAAUUAGAGAGUGUAACGAUGCUUAGUACUGAUGUUAUAGAGAAAAUUGAAGAGGUGGAGAGUGAAUUAAUGUAUAUACUCUUUCAACUUGUGAAAUUUAAAAUUUUCUGGGAUUAUCGUAAUGUUCGUUUAGAAAAUCUUAUUCAAAGAGUUUCAACCGAAAGUUCUGAUGUCUUAUUACACAUAGUAAAAACAAUUAGCGAGUGA